GUUGGAGAGACGAAUCAGGAAGUAGGCAAACUUUCUCAGUUGCGUUUUCACCGUCGUCCACACAACACACAGAUCCAAGAUGUCAACCAUGAACUGGUGCGGGCGUGCGGGCGUGAUUGCCGCUGCUUCUCUCCUCCUGCUCUUGUUGGCCGCCCACUCCCACGCCGGACCCGUUGCCAAGAGGGACAUCGCUGAUUUGCUCGAUGGGAAGGACAAACGCCCCUUCUGCAAUGCAUUCACCGGAUGUGGAAAGAAGAGGUCCGAGCCUAAAAUCGAACCACUGGCCUCGGGCGCGGAACUCGACGCCCUCGCCAAGCACGUUGUCGCCGAAGCCAAGCUGUGGGAACAACUCCAGAACAAGAUGGAGGUCAUGCGCUCUCUAGCCGCCCGCAUGGAGGAGCACCCGAUCUUCAGGAGGAAAAGGUGUAACCUGCAAGUCUCGUAGCGUUCGCGUAUCUCCCCCGUAUUCAGUAAUUUGAUGCAGUUCACAGCGUUCGUGUAAGAUCCCACGUGUUCCGACUCGUGAAUUUCGAUUUUUGCGCAGGUUAAAAAAAAUAGUUAGUGAAAUGUAAUAAAUUUCUUUGUGCCUGAAUGAGAGGUUUUUGGCAUCGUGUCUUGUGUGAUUCUUAUAUAUCUUUCUUACACCCGAUGCUUUUGAAAAUCAUAAAAUGAAACUAUUUUAUAGGAAGAAAAUUAAGAGGAAGUCGAGUCACGAACACUGGGAUCGAACAUUGGCUUUUGUGGCCAUCAUUCUGUCAUUGCCGAUCAACGUAUAGUUAUUCACAAAUAGAGUUGAGAGAUGUAUUAUAAAUAUGAGAGAAUGGCGUAUUUUGUAAAGGACUUUGGAUAGCGGAAACGAACAUGGGACUGACGUCUUCACAUUCCUGGACGAGACGAAUAUAAAUAAAACGAAUAAAAAUGGCAAAAAAAUAUAUAUAUCGUAAGCUCCAGCUCAAUGCUCAUAAAAGGAGAGAAAGAAAAAAUAUAUAUUAUAUUUAUUUUCUAACUCCAAGGUGUUGAAAGAGAACUGUGUGACUUGGUGUUCGAAUAAAGAGUCCCAACUUUUCCUCCA
Penaeus monodon (black tiger shrimp) is the source of this 1072-nucleotide messenger RNA. It is a transcript of the gene CCAP, whose product is annotated as cardioactive peptide-like. The record is from RefSeq and is a predicted model, not a curated record. NCBI's taxonomy places the organism in Eukaryota, Metazoa, Arthropoda, Malacostraca, Decapoda, Penaeidae.